Molecule: messenger RNA, 1967 nt
Organism: Aplosporella prunicola CBS 121167
Lineage: Eukaryota; Fungi; Ascomycota; Dothideomycetes; Botryosphaeriales; Aplosporellaceae
Exons: 3
Coding region: 36-1967 (643 amino acids)
Source: RefSeq, a predicted model, not a curated record
ACCAUUCGUCGCGAAAUGCGCUCAACGAGAGUGCAAUGCACUGUCCAAUGUGCAAGCUGAUCCUUGAGGCUAUUCCCGUACCCGAGGGGGACGAACCGUUCACCCUGACCCUCAAAUGGUUCAAGGAGAUUCCAUUCGUCCUUCAUAUUUCCGAUUCAACAAGAUACUACUACCUAGGUGUCUACACUCCAGAACAGAAUGCUAUCUCUUCGCAUGGUGUCCGAGUUCGGCUUAAUCAAGAGCCGAGCAUCUGGACUUCAAAAUCGCAUAUGAUUGCUUCUACAUGGAUCAAGCAAUGCAUUGAUCUUCACCACUGUGGACGGCAGAUCUACGACACUUUGCCAGAAACCGGAAGCGCUUCGGAAUCCGUGAUACCGCAAAUCUUGCCAGCGCGACUCAUUGGCCUUUUUCAAAAAGGAGAUGACGAAACGUCAUGGGACAUGAGGUUAGUUCCGGUCGAAGAAUACGUUCCCUAUGUUGCUUUAAGCUACUGUUGGGGGCACGUUGGACAGCCAGAAUACAUCACAACCACCGAAAAUCUGCAGUCUCGAUACUCUAAUAUAGAACUCCCGGAGGAGCCCCCGCAAACUUUGAUAGACGCGAUAUAUAUGGUAAUUACCCUCGACAUGCCAGAUAUUGUAGGGUUCCUAGCCGAAAAGGGAGUCCGGUACCUCUGGAUCGACGCUAUAUGCAUAGUCCAGGAUGACCCAGUCGACUGGCAACGGGAAGCAGCGAAGAUGGGAGCGAUCUACAGCAACGCAAGCUUUACCAUUGCAGUUGACAACAACGAUCCCAUUGAGAUCACUACAACGCUUCAGGAUGGACAGCGAUACACGCUCUGCUUCUAUAAGCUACUCUCUGUUCUUCCAGGGACACUAUGGUCUCCACCGACCCUUGAUGCAUCAACACUGUCAAAAAGAGCGUGGUGUUUUCAAGAGCGAAUCCUUUCACCACGGAUCCUUCACUGCACCGCCGAGGGGCUUAUCUGGGAAUGCAGAGAGGAAUACCGAUUUGAAAACAACGUGGCAUCCACCCUCACCGACUUGAACAAUGUCACUCUCGCAGGUACUAUUCGUAUUCUUCGAGAGGGCCUUCCGAAGAAACUCUGGGGACUCAAAGUCGGAGAAGCAAAAGACCCAUUACUACAUCCCGAAUAUACGAGAAAUACAAGUUACGGUAACAUGCCCGACCAACUCAACGCCGUUAUGGUACUUCGAGGAGGCGCCCGCUCUGCAACCGCAGGGUCAUUUGGCGAACGACGAACUGGAGAGCAAUGGGAAAUUGUUUCUUGGUGGAACAAGAACAUUGUCACUCCAUAUUCUGCCAGGCACCUCACACGCUUUACCGACAGACUCCCCGCUCUUGCUGGUGUCGCACGAAUGUUUGCCGAACACAUCAACUCACCGUACAUUGCGGGGAUCUGGCUAGCCGAAAUCGAAGAUAACCUGGACUGGAGACGAGCGGGAGUGCCUUUCCACAACGAACCGCUUCCCUUUCCAUCUUUCUCUUGGAUUGCGCAUCCUGGUCCUGUGGAGUGGCCAUGCAUAGGCCAUAUGCGGCCUUAUGGCAAGUCGUUCGAGCUUGAAGUACAUGCCGAAAAGUGUGAAGGCAUUGAUGAGUUUGACAAAAUAAAGUCUGCACACCUGGAGCUUACAGGGUUUGCGGACAAAGGAUUUUGUCGCUUCCAAAGCCCUCCGAAAGGAUCUCCGGAGUAUAUACACGGUGAAUUGCUUGACAAAGACGGAACUGCGGUUGGAGAAGUCGAGAUGGAUCUUCAAACCUAUGAUGAAAUUUGGUGUUUCUGCAUGUAUGAGAACUCUAUCGGCUUUUUGAGAGUCUUGCUUUUAGUUGAAGUUGGGGAAGAGGAUGCGAACUGUGUGUCGCGGGUUGGUGUGGGCCAGAUUCAUCCGGCACACGCGGAGAAGUGGCUGGCGGAAAGCACGUUUGUCAAGGUAGACCUUUUGUAG